CGGGUAAGGGGAGCCCGGAAGAACGCUGGUCGACGUGAGGGCGACAAGUGGCGCGGUCCUGGGAGCUUGACGGCCGGGGCCUGCGAGACGGGAGCCCCCAGAGGCGUCAGGUCUCUCUGCGUCCUGUGCUGUCACCGCAGCCCCGGAACGCGGAACCGUCUGCCGGGAGGCGCGGCUGGCCGGGCCCAGGCCCCGGCCUCCGUAAUGCGAGCCCCGAGUCUCUCUCUGUGCCGCAGCUUCGCAGGUGAGGGUGACUGUUGACUAGUGAAAAAAGGGACCCAAGGUCCACGACUAUCUUCCUACUGGCAGUGGAAGGACCCGUGGAAACCUGCAACCCAUUCUCAUUAACUAAAUUUCUGGAUUCCUAUAGGCAAUGGAAACUGAUCUCAAUUCUCAAGACAGAAAGGACCUGGACAAGUUUAUUAAAUUUUUUGCCCUCAAGACUGUCCAAGUGAUUGUCCAGGCUCGACUUGGUGAAAAGAUUUGCACUCGUUCAUCUUCAUCCCCAACGGGUUCAGAUUGGUUCAAUUUAGCAAUCAAAGACAUCCCCGAGGUUACACAUGAAGCAAAGAAGGCCCUGGCAGGGCAGCUGCCUGCCGUUGGGAGGUCCAUGUGUGUGGAGAUCUCACUCAAGACUUCGGAGGGAGAUUCCAUGGAGCUGGAAAUUUGGUGUCUUGAAAUGAAUGAAAAGUGUGAUAAAGAAAUCAAAGUUUCCUACACGGUGUACAACAGACUGUCAUUGCUGCUGAAGUCUCUUCUGGCUAUAACUAGGGUGACCCCAGCCUACAGACUCUCCAGAAAACAAGGGCAUGAAUAUGUCAUACUGUACAGAAUAUAUUUUGGGGAAGUUCAGCUGAAUGGCUUAGGAGAAGGCUUCCAGACAGUUCGUGUUGGGACCGUGGGCACCCCUGUGGGCACCAUCACUCUUUCGUGUGCUUACAGAAUUAACUUGGCAUUCAUGUCCACCAGGCAAUUUGAGAGGACCCCACCUAUCAUGGGGAUUAUCAUUGAUCACUUUGUGGACCGUCCCUAUCCCAGCUCCUCUCCCAUGCACCCCUGCAAUUACAGAACUGCUGGCGAAGACACUGGAGGAACGUACCCAUCUGUGGAAGACUCUCAGGAAGUGUGCACCACUUCUUUUUCCACGUCCCCUCCAUCCCAGUGUGUGUUUACUGUCACAAAGGCACAUUUUCAGACCCCUACUCCUGUGGUGACGGACACCCUGAGGGUCCCCAUGGCAGGACUGGCCUUUUCCCAUCAACUCUCAAGCUCUCGCCUUCCCUAUCAGCCUGCUGUCCUGGGCGUUGGAUCAGCUGACCUGGCUUAUCCAGUAGUGUUCGCUGCUGGCUUAAAUGCCACACACCCUCACCAGCUAAUGGUUCCUGGAAAGGAAGGCGGGGUACCCCUUGCUCCCCACCAACCUGCCCACGGUGCCCAGGCUGACCAGGAGAAGUUGGCCACCCACACCCCUUCUGACGUGGCCCACUGUGCUGCCACCCCUUCUAGCAGCGAGGACACCGAAACCGUGUCAAACAGCAGUGAGGGACGGGCCUCCCCCCAUGAUGUCUUGGAGACCAUCUUUGUCCGAAAAGUGGGGGCUUUUGUCAACAAACCUAUCAACCAGGUGACUCUGACAAGUUUGGACAUCCCCUUUGCCAUGUUUGCUCCCAAGAAUUUGGAGCUGGAGGACACCGAUCCCAUGGUUAAUCCUCCAGAUUCCCCAGAGACCGAAUCCCCUCUCCAAGGCAGCCUGCACUCUGAUGGCUCCAGCGGGGGCAGCAGUGGAAAUACUCAUGACGACUUCGUUAUGGUCGAUUUCAAACCGGCUUUUUCUAAAGAUGACAUUCUUCCAAUGGACUUGGGGACCUUCUAUCGUGAAUUUCAGAACCCCCCUCAGCUGAGCAGUCUCUCCAUAGACAUUGGAGCCCAGUCCAUGGCUGAAGACUUGGACUCGUUACCGGAGAAGCUGGCAGUGCAUGAGAAGAAUGUUCGAGAAUUUGAUGCCUUUGUAGAAACCCUGCAGUAAAAAUGUCCUUGAGUACCAGCA
Messenger RNA from Tupaia belangeri chinensis (Chinese tree shrew), 2047 nucleotides. It is a transcript of the gene ATG13, whose product is annotated as autophagy related 13. Gene Ontology annotation, cellular component: Atg1/ULK1 kinase complex; cytosol; phagophore assembly site. NCBI's taxonomy places the organism in Eukaryota, Metazoa, Chordata, Mammalia, Scandentia, Tupaiidae. Gene Ontology annotation, biological process: piecemeal microautophagy of the nucleus; mitophagy; autophagosome assembly. The record is from RefSeq and is a predicted model, not a curated record. The transcript is spliced from 19 exons. The coding region runs from base 374 to 2026 and encodes 550 amino acids.